AAGUGGAAAAAUCCGCCGUCUUUUUAGUGAUCUUCGACUAUUUACCAGUGACGUCGCGUCAAUUUACAAUAUUGUCUCUAUUUUUUCAACUCUAUUGCCCUCUCUGAGUGUGUCUCUUUUGGAAUGAUAAAUAUCGCCUUGUCCUCGCACUGGAUGGUGCAUGCAUCGGUGGAUGAAUUUGAGAUCAAGUGAACAGUUAUCAGUGGGCAAAAACACCACUAAAAUAGAGUUUGAUAAAGUGCGCGCGCUCUAAAGUGACUGUGUGCAGUUUUUUUUUUAUUCCAUCCACACUCAUACAUAAAUCACGAGUGAAAGAUCCACGAUGCGUGGCAAGGCAUUGACGAGAGCAGUAUGGAAAUGGUGAUCAGUGAUCGAUCGACGUGGAAAAGCAGCUUCCAGAAAAGAUUGAUCAUGAUUUGUGGUGAAAUAUGAGAAGAAGUGGCCAGCCGAGGAAUCUGCAUCAUCACCGCCAGCGAUCAUUGCCCACUGACACGAAUAAUCUCGGCGAUUUGCUAAUUCGAGCCAAAGUGAAGAACAACAGCUCUACGAUCCAGCGCCAAGUGUCUAUCUCCGGAAGUGAGCUGCCCAUCAGGGAGUCCGAUGAGUGUGAGGUCUCGCAGAGUGGCGACGAAAUGACCGCCAAUGAGGUGUGCAGCAGAUUGACGUCAGCGGGUAUCUGGGCAGAGAGCCGGGCAGGGCCCGGAGGAGCGGGUGUGGGAGGAUCACCGGUGACACACGGCGAUUUGCACAUGUGGGCUGAAGCGCGUCAGUGGCAGCAGCAUCGGCUGGUGGGGCUCGACAGUGGGGCAGAUAAGGCCGCUGCUAGCAGUCACGGAAAGACAGUGGAUGUGCGCGGUAGUAGAGCAACAGAGCUUGAGCUGAGCAGUGAUACGGGAUCGAGUCGUCGUCAGAGGAAGACUGUGGUUUACCGACGAGAUUUUCCCAGUGCGAUCGACGAGGAAAGCCCUGGUGACUCCAAAUAUCCAUGCGUUGAGCGCCUCAUUCAGCUCUAUACAGCAAUGAUCCACAAGCGGCAGGAGGAGAUGAGCCCCGAGGUGCUUCUACAGGGUACCAAGAAGACUCCCGUCAAGGAGAUUGACACAGAGACGUGCGAAAGGGUCACUCUCAAUAGGAGUCCCUUCUCGGAUGAAGGCUGCUCCACACACCAGAGCCCUUAUUCCAGUGAUGAUGAUGAGUUGAAGGGACGCAGCUCGAGGCGAGACAAAGUUGUGCGAUCUUCCAGCUCAGACUCGGCGCUCGGUCUGGAGGAAGAUCACGAGCCACCAGUCAACACUGUGAGGCGAAUGACACUCACCGUGACGGACAUUCCCCUGCGGCCGGCGCUGUUGCCACUCGCGGAGCCAGCAUUCCUGAACUGUUGCGACGUCCCCGCCGUCGGCGUGUCUGGCGAGACCCAGGUGCACAAUGUGCCCAGUAAAAUGAUCCUUGAGGCGCAGGUGAUUGAGAUUCCUGGCCCGGGGGCCGAUGAUUCCGCCACUGAGGCUUCAAUCUCUCGCCGAGAAUCCGCUCAGAGCUUCCUCAGUGACGGAGAUGAUGGGCACACGGUGCGCUACGUCAGGACACCCUCAGUAGUGGUGUCCGACUACUCUGAUGACAUCAUGUGCGGCAUCACCCUGGAGGAGAUCGAGUACUUCCGUCGCCAGCAGAGGCGACGCAGCAGCGGCGACGGGGAUGCAUUCUCAGACGUGAGCGCCGCCUCAUCGUGCAGCAAUCUCAACUACUGCGGCAGCCACAUCAGCACCUUGGACGGAUGCGAGUACAGUUACGGCCAGGGUGGGCUCACGAUGCCCGAGCGCAAGAUAUCUGACUGCUCCACGUGCUCCACACUCAGCGGGGACGAGGAGGACUCCUUCCGCGCGCCCAAGCGUGAGCACAAGAAGGUGAGUGGCAACGAUGCUUAGGUCUUCCCUGGAGUGUUGAAAGAGAGGAAGAGAGUUCAGUGUGAGAAUUUCCAUGGUGCGUGGGGUGAUCGCGCCCCACGCACAGCGACUGUUUCAAUCAUUUCAAUUGAUCUUGAGCACCACUUUUCAUCCACCCACGCGAUCAGACCGCUCUCCUUGAUCGCCUGCCACGCAAUCUGCGAAGAGAGAUCGCAAUUCGCUGCACUCCGACUCUGACGUCAGUGCCAUUGUCUCCUCGGCCGCAUGUUAAUUGCAAUUGAGACAUGAGCUGACGCUAUUUCCUUAUUUGCAGACUCCGCGCUGUGCUAAUUCUUUCGCGAGAUCAUUUGCCAUAAAUCUCAUUCAUCCGAUGUGCUUUCAAAGAAAAAGAAAGUUCAGAAUAUUUAUAGUGAGUCAUUCGGAUUAUAAGCAAUAAUUUGAUUGGGAGACAAAUUAUUUGUCUAAGAAUUAUUCUAUCAUCAAAUUUAUGCUGAUCUUCUCUUUCUUUAAGAUACCACCACAGAGUGAGGCAAUUGUGGUGUGUUUCAGGUGAGAAAUAUGAGUGACAAAGAUACAAAAAACAAUGCGCAUAAUUUUUCUCAAAACGAGUGACUUUUUCCUCUUACUGAAUGAUCAACUUUACUUUCGUGCUCAGUGAAUUUUCUGCUCAUUAAUUGCCUCAUUCUGCACUUUAUUUCUUGUAUACUUGAGAGAUAGUUAAUCCGCGUGGUCACAAAAGGAAUGUGAAAGCUAGACAUAAUGUUUCCAUCAUUAAUACAAUUAAUUAGUAAAUUAAUAGAAGAUAGAAAAUGAGAGUAUUUUAGGAAGAAAGGAAAACUGUUGUGGGACCGAAAUUCACAGUAUUUUGUUAAAAAGCAUUUAAAUAUUGAGAAUUAAACAUGAAAAAUUAUUCGCAAAUCAAACCAUGAAACUAGAAUUCCUUCGCCUCAAUUAAUUAACAUUAUCGCCGAUUAAUAUGAAACAAUGUGAGAAUUUGCCGACAACACUCGGUGACAAAUAUGAUAAUCAGAUUUAUGAUCACACAAUCGUGCAAUAAAUGGUGUGUGGCAGAAGAAGAAAAGGAAGGUUCUGAGCUGAAGAGCGUCUAUUGUAAGAAAUAAUUUUAUAAUAUUCUUUAUGGUAUUUUACAGAAAAAGAGCGAUGAACUAUAAGGUGUUUCUUAUGGGCAAAAAUUGUGAUUUAAAAUUAUAAAUAUAUGGAUUUUCAUUUGAAAAUAAAUCAAAGGAAAAAAACAC
This is a messenger RNA of Phlebotomus argentipes, 3157 nucleotides long. RefSeq lists its product as uncharacterized. The transcript is spliced from 3 exons. The record is from RefSeq and is a predicted model, not a curated record. NCBI's taxonomy places the organism in Eukaryota, Metazoa, Arthropoda, Insecta, Diptera, Psychodidae. Bases 429 to 1922 code for a protein of 497 amino acids.